AUGACGCUAGUCGAAGGUGAUGACUAUCAACGUCUUUGGCUGCUUGUUGGGGAGCUCUCACAGCAGCUAACGACAAAUAGAGAGGUGGCCGCUCAAUUGCAAGCAAGAGUCGAUGAGCUCAAGGUGCGUCAGAGGUGACGGAGCCAGAGUCGCUUGAGAUGGAGCUGAGGAAUGUCCGUCGCAUGCACACCCAGGGACAAGCGCUCCACAAUAACACCGGAUAUGCGCUUCGUCGAUUCAACCUGGACAUUUCUAAGGAAAAGUUUGAAUCAAAUUUGGAAAAGCUUAACGCCAGUCUAGUAGUUGAGAAUCAGACACUUGCCCACGAAAACAAGCAGCUCAAUUUGCUGCUGAGGGAAUACGAGCAGACCUUGGAAACUAUCAUGGGUCGCUUCAGGUCCUUUUCCGUGAGCGUGGAUCGUUCGUGCCGGGUGCGGUUGUUUAUGUGCUCACCCACUGAUGCACACGCCCGCAUCGACAUAGCACGCAACUCAAUCGCACACACUUCAGCUCACAUCUCACUACGAGUCGCUCCUUUCACAAGCAGAAGAAGACCAAUCCAGCCGAGACUUGUCCGAAUCGACAGCCGUGUCGAGUCGUCUCAGCGAGAUGGGAUCCUUAGUGCGUCUUGCUAUGCGUACUCUAGAUGGUGAGGUGUCCACCUCUCCUUCACCGACAAGCCCUGCAUCCGGCGCAGCCGGACCUGGCUCAAUUUCGCAAAGCACCUCGGAUCAUACCGAGAGUCGCGGAUACGGUAGCGCUCCGAGCGCCGAUCCCAAAUGGCAUGGAACUGGUGGUUAUACCGGCACGGCUGGUGACCCGGAUGCAGCUCGCUCUGCAAAAGUCCUAGAAGACACAACGGAAGAAGAGCGACUGCGUUAUGAGAACGCACAGUUGCGCGAGCUGCUCAAGAUUGCUACUGAGAUGCCUGAACUACCAGCAGAGCCGCCCACAAGUGCCCAACUGAGCCUUGGCCAGCCUCGCAAAGGCAGGAGGAGCAGCAGCGUCACCGCACCAGCAGACCCGUCUUCUCCCCCAACUCGGGCAACGGAGACCUACACGAUCGGUUCUCCCUCUUCCGCGGAUUCUGUCCCGCGCUCGCCUUUGAGAGCAAGGGCUGCACCGAUGAGUCCUACAGGACGGGCGACUGGCCCUACAUUGAUCCCUCCGGGCGGAGCAGGCGGACCACCUCAACUUGACGGCCCUCCUCCUCCCAUCAGCAGCAUGAGCACCAGCCCCGUACGUGCCAUACCCGCUGCGCUUGUGGCGCGAGCAGGAUCUAUCUCCCCCUCGAAGACGCUGAGUCGACCUUUGUUCGAAGAUGACGAGCUCGAGCUGCCAGUCAGGGACACUGCACCUGUCUUUGAUGAGGAGAACAUCUCGGAAUCGCCAGAUCUCACAAUUGAAGAAGCUGCAGCCGAGGCGGAAGCGGCGGCUGAAGCAGUUGCGCCUGGCGCACAGGUCGACGAGCUCGGUGCUGCCUCUACUGAAGGGGUGGAGGGCCUCCCUGUUAGCUUAGGUGGAUCAAUGACGGCCACCAGUCAGGAGUCGGAAUCAAAGGACGAGCCAGAUUCCGCAAGAUUCGCUGCUGUUCGUGAUGCCAUCCCAGAUGAGCUCGACCUGCCCGACUUGCCGUCCCAGAGUAUUGCUUCCUCUGCGACUUCGGAUGAUGACAUCAGCAGCAGCAGCUCGCCGGCCACAUCGGAUGCGUCUCAACUAAGCGCAGAGACUGCCCAAACGGUUGACUCAUUAAGCGCGCGCACGGCGUCUGAUCAGACGCAAGUUGCGGCUACCACCAAUGCGGAAGGCAAUAAGGCGCUUCUGGGCUUGGAUAUCGGAUCAGAUGUCAAGGUCGACCAGGAAGCCACAGAAAAUUCACCCGAACCUGUCUGA
Molecule: messenger RNA, 1893 nt
Organism: Ceraceosorus bombacis
Lineage: Eukaryota; Fungi; Basidiomycota; Exobasidiomycetes; Ceraceosorales; Ceraceosoraceae
Source: the annotation of a GenBank genome assembly